AUGGCCUCUUUGGCAGCUGCUUUUGCAGCCAACGAGGAUUUCUCCCUGUAUACCAUCGCCAAUCAUGACCAUAUUACUCGUCUUCCCAUCGAAGUCAAGGCCCAUGUCAUCCAACACCUAUCUAUCGGUGACCUUGGACGCUUGGCUCAAACUUCUGCUUUCUUUAAAGACUCAAUCACCCCCAUCAUGUACAAGAGAGACAACAAAGAGGAGUGUCCACGCGCUAUAUUUUGGGCAGCAUCGGUCGACCCUGCUGGGGUCUACAACGAGGAUGUUAUGACAGUCUUGGACCUUGUUAUCAGAUAUGGCGGUGACCUAAACAAAACAUAUGGCUCAGGAGCGCCUCGAUCUUUCCACGCUACUCCUCUUCAUCUGGCUGCUGCUCGCGGCAACCUAGACGUCGUCAAAAAGCUCUUGAACUACGGGGCCGAUCCCAACGCUCUCGGACAGGGAUUUCUCUACAAAAUGAAGCCGUCUCUUGACCAUGGGAAAAUGCGCUCUGCCCAUGAGGCAGGCAACAUCAAUAUUCUACACAUACUCGCAUCUCAGAAAGACCGAGAGUAUAGAGAUCCUACUGGUCUAUCCUAUUUCAGAAGAUACUCCAACCUCGUUAACGCGCCCGUUCCAAGAGGAGCGGCCCCUUUGUCCAUGGCAAUGCGCCAUAGCAACUUCAAUUUGAUCAGAGACAUAAUUGCAAACGGCGGCGACAUUGAAGCAGUGAGCGAGGUAGGAACUACUCCGUUGAUACAGGCCAUCACAUGCUUCAACAAGGGAAAAACGCGGGAAAUACGAAAGGAAUACAUGGAACUCAUCCACUACCUAGUCAAGUCCUGCAAUGCCGGCGUCGGCAGGCAUUCAGAUGCCAGAGUGUUGCAGACGCCAUUGACUUGCGCUGCCAUGGGCUUCACCAACGAUCUCCAGUACAUCACUUGGAAGAAUGGGAUCAAAGAUAUAUCGUCAAUCAUCAACCUCUUACUUGAUCAUGGAGCCGACGUCAACGAAAGAUCUGACCAGGGAUGUUCCCUACUCGGCGCUCUU
Trichoderma atroviride IMI 206040 is the source of this 1038-nucleotide messenger RNA. Lineage: Eukaryota; Fungi; Ascomycota; Sordariomycetes; Hypocreales; Hypocreaceae. The record is from RefSeq and is a predicted model, not a curated record.